This is a messenger RNA of Struthio camelus australis, 909 nucleotides long. Lineage: Eukaryota; Metazoa; Chordata; Aves; Struthioniformes; Struthionidae. The record is from RefSeq and is a predicted model, not a curated record.
AUGACUGAUUUUCUUGAUGCUUGUCCCCUUGGUGGCGGGUGGGAGCGGGGAGCCGAAGCAGCUCGCCAGGGCUGGCAGCGGGGACGUUCUUGCAGCUCCCUGGAGCAAGGUGCCUCCGGCAAAGCCGCGGCAGGUUCGCUCGCAAAAGGCCGUUUUAUUCGCAGACCGCGCUGGGAAGCUGAGAUCCCCCUGAAGCGUCGGAGGUUUGGCGCUGACUCUCUGGAUUCUCUCUUGCUCGCAGAUUACUGCAUGAACCCGCAGACGGUGUUGCUGCUCCGGGUCAUCGCUGCCUUCUGCUUCUUGGGAAUCAUCUGCAGUCUCUCCGCUUUCCUGCUGGAUGUUUUUGGGCCCAAGCACCCUGCGUUAAAGAUCACUCGCCGCUACGCUUUCGCUCACAUCCUCACAGUGCUGCAGUGCGCCACUGUGAUCGGCUUCUGCUACUGGGCUUCGGAGCUGAUUCUCGCGCAGCAGCAGCAGCACAAGAAGUACCACGGCUCCCAAGUCUACGUCACCUUUGCGGUGAGCUUUUACCUGGUGGCGGGAGCCGGCGGAGCCUCCAUCCUCGCCACCGCUGCCAACCUGCUGCGCCACUACCCGACCGAGGAAGAGGAGCAGGCCUUAGAGCUCCUGUCCGAGAUGGAGGAGAACGAACCUUACCCAGCCGAGUAUGAAGUGAUCAACCAAUUCCAGCCGCCGCCGGCUUACACCCCGUGACGCUACCCGGGGCCGUGGGGCACGGUAAUAGCUUUCUCCCAGCCCUAAACUGUCCUCGGGUGGGGAUGUGCUCCCCGACCCGCAAGGGCCCCUUCACCAGUGCUUCGUUUUCUAGGCACCUUGUUCACUCUUCUGAGCUCUUCCACGCAAAGGAAAGGACUUGUUUUAAGAAUCGGAUGACCAGCGGUUUCUUCA